UUCUCCUAACCUGCUGCUUAAGUUCUCCUAAACCUGCUACGAAAAGGUAAUUUUGACAAAAGCUGUAUCCCUUCUAGACAAAACCGGUUGAUGCCCGAAUUUCCGACUUCUAAUUCCGAGUUGGAUGACCGUUCAAAAUUAUUUCCCAGUUGGAGCGCGUUUUUUCCCAGUUGUCUUGAACGCACUGAAGUCGGAGAUUUCCUAGUUUCGAGUUCCGGGUUGUCUUGAACAAACCAAGUAGCCUAGCCUAUUCUGAUCUGACGUUUGAGUUGCGAGUGCUACACCGCUCUGAGUUGGCAGUGUCAGUCCAAACUUCAUAGGUCAAUGGAAAGCACCGAAAGUGCAGGCACAUGUUUCCCAGGAACAGGUAGAGUAAAGUGAGAGGGAGAAAGAGCUGGUCAUGGAGAUAGAGCAACUGAAAGAGCAACAUGAGACUCUGAGAAGUGUCCUGAAGGAGCAACAGCAAGAGAUUGAUCGCCUCAAGUCUCUGACCACUAUUCCUGAUAAAUAUGAACGAGCAUUGAUCAAGAUCCAACAGCUGAAGAAGGAGCAAGAGGAUUUGAAAGGAAAGGUUGAGCUCCAAAGUGUGGAGAUUGCACAGCUGACCCCAAGGCUCAAAUCUGAGCAGGAGACCCGCAGACUGAAGGAUUACAUUCAUCUUCUACAGGAGGCUCGGACACAGUUGCACCAGGAGCAGCAGGCUUGCAACAAUACCCGCAGACGUGCAGAGAAAGCCGAGAGGGAACUGGAGGAGGUCUAUGAGCGCAUGGAGAGCACUUCCAUGACGUCUGCUCAGACCAAGCAGAAGAGCAGCAAACUAGAGAUGCAACUUUUAGAGUUACGCAGAAUCAUUGAGGAGAAAGAAAACAUAGCAGAGAUGGCUAAAGUAGAAAAUGAGGAGUUAUCCAGAGAAAAUCAGGACCUCAGAAGAGAUAUUGAGAGACUUCGCAAGGAGUUCACUGACCUCCAGGCUGCUCCAGUGUCCUUGGAGCAUCCCAGCCCUUAUGGCUCUCCAACUGACCCCACCCCCACUGAGGAGCAGCAGCUAGAUGUACUAUCUGCCUGUCUACCCUCUGGGAACCACUAUGAGACCCCAGAAACUGCUCCAAACUCCGAGGAGGAAGAGUUGUGCUUGCAGUGUCGUCACUGCCAUGAGUGGUUCCCUGGCAUCACCCAGGAUGAGCUGGAGCUGCACGAGGACAGCCACAGAUUGUGCCCCUACUGCAACCUCAUCUGUGACGGAGUGGAGCAUGCUAUAUUUGAAGACCACGUCUUCAGCCAUGAGGAGUUCACUGACCUCCAAGCUGCUCCGGUGUCCUUGGAGCAUCCCAGCCCUUAUGGCUCUCCAACUGGCCCAACCCCCACUGAGGAGCAGCAGCUAGAUGUACUAUCUGCCUGUCUACCCUCUGGGAACCACUAUGAGACCCCAGAAACUGCUCCACACUCCGAGGAGGAAGAGUUGUCCUUGGAGUGUCGUCACUGCCAUGAGUGGUUCCCUGGCAUCACCCAGGAUGAGCUGGAGCUGCACGAGGACAGCCACAGAUUGUGCCCCUACUGCAACCUCAUCUGUGACGGAGUGGAGCAUGCUAUAUUUGAAGACCACGUCUUCAGCCAUGAGGUGUAGAAAUGCCACAUCCUCACAACCCAUCAUACAGAGAGUUGCUGAGAGUAGACUAUAGAUGAUACUCUACGGAUGAUGUUUCUAACAACCCAUCAUACAGAGAGUUGCUGAGAGUAGACUAAAGAUGAUACUCUACGGAUGAUGUUCCUAACAACCCAUCAUACAGAGAGUUGCUGAGAGUAGACUAAAGAUGAUACUCUACGGAUGAUGUUUCUAACAACCCAUCAUACAGAGAGUUGCUGAGAGUAGACUAUAGAUGAUACUCUACGGAUGAUGUUUCUAA
Molecule: messenger RNA, 1904 nt
Organism: Salvelinus namaycush (lake trout)
Lineage: Eukaryota; Metazoa; Chordata; Actinopteri; Salmoniformes; Salmonidae
Product: calcium-binding and coiled-coil domain-containing protein 2-like
Exons: 13
Coding region: 401-1624 (407 amino acids)
Source: RefSeq, a predicted model, not a curated record